This is a messenger RNA of Triplophysa rosa, 982 nucleotides long. RefSeq names its product neuropeptide FF-amide peptide precursor like (gene npffl). Gene Ontology annotation, molecular function: neuropeptide hormone activity. Lineage: Eukaryota; Metazoa; Chordata; Actinopteri; Cypriniformes; Nemacheilidae. The coding region runs from base 66 to 470 and encodes 134 amino acids. The record is from RefSeq and is a predicted model, not a curated record. The transcript is spliced from 3 exons.
GUGCAAGAGACACAGCAGCAGAAAUUUCUUUUGCCAAUACUCUGGUUUCUGACUGUUUGUAAGUAAUGGAUUCAGGUGUGUGGUUCACGUUACUGGGUGUGUUGCUGGUGAUGACUGAUAUGAGCCAUUCCAUCCCAAAAGAAGCACUUCUAGAGAAGAGCAAACACAUUCUGGAAUCUCAUGAGGACUCAGAUGACAACAUAGUAGAAAGUCGGGGGCCAGUGGUCACUGAAGGGCAGAUGGAACAUUUAUUGGAGGAUCGUCUUCUGUUAGAAGUGCUGCAAGCUUUUCUGCAUGGUUCCCAGAGAUACGAACGCAACCCUUCAGUGCUUCACCAGCCUCAACGGUUUGGUCGUGGUGCUUGGAGCGGUCUGUCAGCAGAGACAGAGUGGAUACAGUCUCGGGACUGGGAGACAGUUCCCGGUCAGAUCUGGAGCAUGGCUGUGCCGCAAAGAUUUGGCAAAAAAUAGCACCAACCUGCCUCAAACAUUAAAUACAUAAUAAAGUAUACAACGAUGAGUUGGGUCUUUCCAUUCCUAUUUUGUCUGCAUUCCAGCAGAAUCAGUCAGCUCCUCUUUCCAUGUCAUCAACUGUGCCAAACUUCACUCUUUGGCGUUCAUCUUUAAUCAUUUCUUUAAGAGUGGUUGGACAUAUCUUUGUGAGGUUGUGUUAUGAUUUAUUUGUCUAUUACACCUCAUGUGCACUUCAUAUGUGUUGUGUUCUUUUCUCCCAGUUUAAACUAAUAUUAAUCUCUGCUUUUUAAAUUUUGUAAACAAUAAUUUGUCAAACAGUGUUGGUAGCUUAGUAGCUUUCUUUAAGAUGAUUAUGUGUGUCAAAUAAAAACAUACACUACUGGUCAGAUGUUUAGGGUCGCUUGACUGAAAUGUUAUUUUUCACAAUUAAAAAACAAAAUGUUUUGAUCUUGCAUUUUGAAAUAUUUGAAAUUAGACAAUUGUAGACGAAGAGACAAAAAAACUUUACU